Triticum turgidum subsp. durum (durum wheat) is the source of this 1002-nucleotide messenger RNA. The record is from the annotation of a GenBank genome assembly. NCBI's taxonomy places the organism in Eukaryota, Viridiplantae, Streptophyta, Magnoliopsida, Poales, Poaceae.
AUGUCCGGCUACCCCUACGGCGGCGCCGCAGGAGGAGGAGGAGGCUACGGGGCCCCUCCGCCCUACGGCUCCUCCCCCGCCCCCUCGGCCCCGCCCUACGGCGACAAGCCCCCCAAGGAAGGCAAGGCCUCCUCCCCCUACUACGCCUCCCCGCCCCAGACCUACGGCGCCAGCGGCGGCGGAGGCGGCUACGGGGCCCCGCCCUCGUCCCAGCCCCAGUCCUACGGGGGCGGUUACGGGGCCCCGCCCUCCUCCCAGCCCCAGUCCUACGGCGGCGGCGGCUACGGGGCCCCGCCCGCCGGCCAGCCCCAGUCCUACGGCGGCGGCGGAGGCUACGGUGCUCCGCCCGCGGGCCAGUCCUACGGCGCCCCGCCUCCCUCGUCGGCGCCCUACGGGGCCCCGCCCCCCGCGGCAGCGCCGUAUGGGGCCGCUGGCGGCUACGGGAGCCCGUUCGCCGCGCUCGUGCCGUCGGCGUUCCCGCCGGGGACGGACCCCAACGUGGUGGCCUGCUUCCAGGCCGCCGACCGCGACGGCAGCGGGACCAUCGACGACAAGGAGCUGCAGUCCGCGCUCUCCGGCUACAACCAGAGCUUCAGCCUCCGCACCGUCCACCUCCUCAUGUACCUCUUCACCAACACCAACGUCCGCAGGAUCGGGCCCAAGGAGUUUACUUCUGUUUUUUACAGUCUUCAGAAUUGGAGGUCCAUAUUCGAGAGGUUUGACCGUGACCGAAGUGGUAAAAUUGAUGCAUCGGAGCUGCGUGAUGCUCUUCUCAGUCUGGGUUAUUCAGUUUCUCCAACUGUGCUAGACUUGCUCGUGUCUAAAUUCGACAAGACUGGGGGCAUGAGCAAAGCAGUUGAAUAUGAUAACUUUAUUGAGUGUUGCCUUACAGUCAAGGGUCUGACUGAGAAGUUCAAGGAGAAGGACACAGCUUAUUCCGGGUCUGCAACUUUCAGUUACGAGGCAUUCAUGUUGACUGUGCUCCCUUUCAUCAUCGCAUGA